AUGUCGCACAAUGAAUCCAAUGAGAACGAGGCCCUUGUCCGUGUGCGCCUCAACCAGUUUCUUGGAUUGACACUUGGCUUUGCCAAGGAGCUUCAUAUUGUCAAGGAGCAGCCAGAGGAAAAGGCUCUGUCCUGGGGUUACGAAGCCCCCCUCCGGAGUGUUGCGCGGGUUGGGCGAAAGUCGAAGACGUUGUCCGGGCGCCCCGAUUAUGCCCUGUGGUACGGGGACGAGGUAGCCUUGGAGACCAACCUGGUCAUUGUAGAGGCCAAGACCAGCCUGACCAUCGGCGCGGGCGAAAAGCAGCUCCUUGCAUACAUGGGUCUCGUCCAUUCGGGCCGGAAGGAGCUCAAGAAGCACGACAUCACCGUCCAUGGCAUCCUGACGGACAGCCGGGCAUUCCACUUCUACCGCAUCGUGGUCAAAGCAUACCAUGCAUUGGGGUCAGGAUACCAAUUUGGAUACCACCAUUAUACGCCUCCUCCCUACGAUCAUGAACAAGGCAUCCGACCAUACCCUACUGCUACAGGUCGGGCGAGUAUGAUGAGCGGAGGUCGACAGAGCAUGAUGAGUGGCAAAACCUUGACGGACAAGGGCAGCACCUUGAUGGAGAAGGUUGCCACUGGGACGAAGGACCGGGAUACGGAGAUGCGGGAUGUAAUGUGA
Penicillium brasilianum is the source of this 663-nucleotide messenger RNA. NCBI's taxonomy places the organism in Eukaryota, Fungi, Ascomycota, Eurotiomycetes, Eurotiales, Aspergillaceae. The record is from the annotation of a GenBank genome assembly.